Ziziphus jujuba (common jujube) is the source of this 2562-nucleotide messenger RNA. RefSeq lists its product as uncharacterized. The coding region runs from base 103 to 2382 and encodes 759 amino acids. The transcript is spliced from 17 exons. Lineage: Eukaryota; Viridiplantae; Streptophyta; Magnoliopsida; Rosales; Rhamnaceae. The record is from RefSeq and is a predicted model, not a curated record.
AAACCCCGCCGACGUUUACUUCAGCAUCAGCACCGGGAAUUGAGAAAAAUCUCUCAAGUUCAAGCAAAAUUCCAUUUUCUCUAAGAAAUCAUUACAGAGAAAAUGGCGUUGAGAUAUCGGCGUUUGAGAGAAACCUCAAGGUUAUUCUUGUCCCAGCGAAUUUUCUCAGGUGAUGAUUGUCAGCAAUGUAGACCAGUUACUAAAUUACAGGUCUUAACUAAAAUUCCUCAAUCUCAUGCUGGGGAGAAAAUCAAUACAAGGAUGUUACGUAACGCAUUUCAUCAUCAGCGGUUCUCAACCGCAUCAGAAGUACAAAACGAGUCUACCCCUGAAUCUGAUUUUGUGUCCUUUAUUAAAUCCACUGUAGAUGAACUUGAAGGGCCUAGUCAUUGUUGGUUGACCAAAUUUGGAAGAUACAAAAGUUUCCCUGAAAGAGAUGGAACUUUCUUGGUACUUGCUGGACAGUUUUUGGAAACAACAGGCUGUGAACCCAUCGUUACAUUUGAGAAAGUAAAGUUACUUCAGCAAAGAUUUCCUCAGCUUUAUGUUAUCGGUUUUCAACCUGGCAGUGCAAUUUCUUCGUCUGCAGACAGAAGUGACUUAAUCCAAUUAAUGGUGAAGGAAUACAUUACAUUUCCCAUUUUACUGUCGAGCAAGAACUUUUCUGAGCUGGCAAACGGGAUAUGCUACAUUCUAUUUAAAGAUUUCAAGAGUCCAGUAUUUUUUCAUGAUAAUGGCCUAGAUCUUCAAGUUCUUAACAAAGCUCUUGAGGAGUUAAAUGUGCAACAAAAUGGAAAUUCUAAGCCACCCAAUAACUCGAAAAACACUAGUCUGAAGCAAGCUGAGAUCAUUAGGGAAUCAUAUAUGUCUUCUCUGCAGAACUUCCUUUUUCACUUCCCAGGCUGCGUCUCUGGUGAUGAAGAUGGGAACCGGCUAUUUAUAUCUGAUAGCAAUCAUCAUCGAAUUAUCAUAAUUAAUGGCAGUGGAAAAAUUCUUGAUUGUAUUGGUUCUUCACCAGGUUUCGAGGAUGGAGAAUUUGAAUCUGCAAAAUUUGUGCGUCCAGCAGCUUCAUUUUAUCAUGCUGCUGAGGAUUGCCUAUAUUUUGUUGAUUCUGAGAAUCAUGCCAUCAGAAGAGCUGAUAUGGAGAGGCGUGUCGUGGAGACUCUCUGUCCAGCAUCCAACACUAAUAAGAAGAAUUUUCAAUUCUGGACCUGGAUAAUGGAUAAGCUAGGUUUUGGAAGCAACUAUGAUGCAAAAUCUGUAGCAGUUGAUGUCCAAUCACUAUUGUUUCCUUGGCAUUUGAUAAAGUCAGUUGAUGAUAGUUUAUUAGUCAUAGACCGAAGAUUUGAUACUUUAUGGACUAUAGAUUUGGCUUCAGGAAAAGUAAAAGAAAUUAUCAAAGGUUUUCCAAAGAUUCUGGAGAUAUGUGAACAGCAACUCUUGGAGAAAGUAUCUCUUUUGAAACAGAUACCACAACAUUGGCUGCAACAUCAAGUUGCUGCUAUCUGUUCACCAUCGGAGCUUCCAUAUGUUGGUUUCAUGUCUUCAUUCACAACCUUGCAGAAUGACCUAAUCAUUUGUGACAUGGCUGGACAGAGGAUUUUGAAACUAAGUGGAGAAUCUAGAGACCCUUCCAACUUUCAGUUUUCAAAUUUUGGGAUUCUUGGAUUGCCUUACUGGGUGUCCUCCAGUUUGGAGAAAGUUUACACUGUUAUUGAUGGGCUACAGGGAACACAGAUUGAUCAUUUUCAAUGUUUCAGUUUGUUGCCAGGUAAAGUUGACGUACAAUUAAAUGUAGACAUCCCUGCAGACACUGAACUCGUAGAACAGUUACAAGAAGGUUGUAUAUGGCGCCAAGCAAGAGGCGCUGCUACUGAAAUCUCAGGAGUGGAAGAAGCAGCAGAAUCAUUAGAGAAGGUUGGUGUUUCCCAACAAUGGUAUGAUGAACUGGAUAAUCUAGCAUUUUCAACACCUGAUGUAGAUUUAGCUCUUGAAGACAACAAAACUACAAGUGACGCAAGUUUUCGAGAUGACAGAAUUCGCAUUAGCAGUUCUGUCAAUACAAGUCCUGGAACAAGCGAGGUUAUUGUAAAUGCAGUACUGUAUUUAAAACUUAGAAAAGAAUCAGAUAUACCAGAAGAUGAUCGAGAGAAAUGUGCAGAAAGAAUUGUGGAUAUUUUGAGCCCGCAGAAAAGUGGAAAGAUGGCAAGAGAUUCAUGCAUUCAGUACCUGUUAAAAACAAUGAGGGAUUUGAGAGAUGUGAUUUUCACAAAACCUCUACACGUGAGGAUAAAAUUGGAUUGUCUAGAUCAUCCAAAAGCUGAUAAUCUAAAAGAUAUCAUCUUGACAGAGUCUUCCAUUGAGGUGAAUGUAUCUCUUUAAUUCAUAAUAAUUGCAGAUGCAGAAUUAUCAUUAUUUUGUGAUUUAUAUAUUAUAAUUUCAUUCCUUGUUGUAAUGUUGUAAUUGUCAUGGUGGUUAAAGUUAGAAUAUCAGUAAAGGCUGUUUGGAUUCUCCUAAUCCUAAACAUGAUUAUCAAAUGCAAAGAUUUUUCAAUGUUGUUUU